UUUGCUCAGCUUCUUCACAUUCCCAUCAUCAAUGGCUGCCAUUCCAUCCUUCCACUUUCGAUGUCCAACGCUUUCUUCUCACUCUCAAAUUUGGGUCUCUCCCUUCUCUGUAGCUUCCCAAUUCAUUGUUGCUUCCCGCCAAAAUAUCUGCAUACCCAACAACAGCAACAGUUACAGUAACAGUAACAGUAACAGUAACAGUAACAGUAACAGUAACAGCCUCAGUGCUUUCAGAAAUCCAACUUUGCUUGUAACGGCUUCUUCUAGUAAUAGAGAGCCCAUGCUUCCACCUUACAACGUUUUGGUGACUGGCUCAACCAAAGGAAUAGGGUAUGCAUUGGCGAAAGAGUUUCUAAAAGCUGGUGACAACGUCAUAAUUUGCUCAAGAUCAUGUGAAAGGGUACAAGCUAAUGUACAGAGCUUGAGAGUAGAAUUUGGGGAGCAGCAUGUGUGGGGCACUAAAUGUGAUGUGAGAAAUGGAGAGGAUGUGAAGAAUUUAGUUUCAUUUGCUCAAGAAAAACUGAAAUACAUUGAUAUAUGGAUUAAUAACGCUGGAUCAAAUGCAUAUAGCUAUAAGCCACUUGCUGAGGCUUCAGAUGAAGAUCUUAUUGAGGUGGUUACAACAAAUACACUUGGCUUGAUGAUAUGUUGUCGAGAGGCAAUAAAAAUGAUGGUGAGCCAGCCUCGCGGAGGUCAUAUUUUCAAUAUUGAUGGAGCAGGUUCUGAUGGAAGACCAACACCCAGGUUUGCUGCAUAUGGAGCAACAAAGAGAAGUGUGGUGCAUUUAACGAAGUCAUUACAGGCAGAAUUGCAGAUGCAAGAUGUUAAAAAUGUCAUGGUGCAUAAUCUUUCGCCAGGAAUGGUUACAACGGAUCUUCUCAUGUCUGGUGCUAAUACAAAGCAGGCAAAGUUUUUCAUUAAUGUCUUGGCUGAACCAGCCGAAGUGGUUGCAGAAUACUUAGUUCCAAACAUUAGAUCUGUCCCUGCCAACGGAUCAAUGAAGCCAACUUACAUUCGAUUCCUCACUGGUUUGAAAGCCUAUUCUCAAAUAUUUUCAAGAUUUGCAUUUGGAGCAAGAAGGAACCGGUACAUUCUUGAAGAUUGAAUAAAAAUUGAUGCCAUGUGCUAUUUUUGGUAUUUUAUUGUUAUGUUUCUCCGUGCCCCCUCCCCACAGCCUCUAUUUAAAAAAAAAAAAAAAAAACAUUUUGUAGAAUAUGGAUAACAGAAAAAAACUUAAUUACUAUUUUAUGGCUUUCGGUGAAGCUAAAAAUCUAUCUGUACAUGUUUUGAGGGUAGAUAUGGAUAUUAAAACAACUUCCUUAGGGCUACAUUUAGGUAAUGAGUUAUGAUGUAUCCUCCUGAUAAUUCUCCUAAUACUUGAUAAAGUA
Molecule: messenger RNA, 1388 nt
Organism: Gastrolobium bilobum
Lineage: Eukaryota; Viridiplantae; Streptophyta; Magnoliopsida; Fabales; Fabaceae
Product: chlorophyll(ide) b reductase NOL, chloroplastic
Exons: 13
Coding region: 32-1105 (357 amino acids)
Molecular function (GO): oxidoreductase activity
Source: RefSeq, a predicted model, not a curated record